Messenger RNA from Ananas comosus (pineapple), 1951 nucleotides. Its product is annotated as omega-hydroxypalmitate O-feruloyl transferase-like. The transcript has 5 exons. NCBI's taxonomy places the organism in Eukaryota, Viridiplantae, Streptophyta, Magnoliopsida, Poales, Bromeliaceae. Gene Ontology annotation, molecular function: acyltransferase activity, transferring groups other than amino-acyl groups. The coding region runs from base 130 to 1428 and encodes 432 amino acids. The record is from RefSeq and is a predicted model, not a curated record.
UAAGGAUUCUCCAGUACUUCUCUAUUUAUACAUACAACUCUUCCUUAAGCUUCUCCUCACUGCAAAAUCGCUUCUUCCACUACCCCUCAGAAGCACUUUCUCUCUCCCUUAAUCCAUUCAACAUUCAACAUGAUUGCGGAGUUAAAAGAGUCUUCUCUCAUCGGGAAGGAGCUUAUUGUCAAGCAAGGAGAGCCCACACUUGUCCCCCCAGCUGAGGAAACACAAAAGGGCUUGUACUUCCUCUCCAACUUGGAUCAAAACAUUGCGGUGCCUGUCCAAACCAUCUACUGCUUCAAAUCAGAUGAGAGGGGGAACGAAGAAGCCGCUACAGCGGUGAAGGACGCGCUUUCGAAGGUCCUCGUGCACUACUACCCGCUCGCGGGGCGGCUUGCGAUAAGCGCGGAAGGGAAGCUCAUCGUCGACUGCACGGGCGAAGGCGCGGUGCUCGUGGAGGCCGAGGCCGACUGCGACAUGGAGGAUGUCGGCGAUAUCACGAAGCCCGACCCGCCGACUCUCGGCAAGCUUGUGUACAAUAUUCCGGGGGCGAAGAACAUCUUGGAGAUCCCUCCUUUGGUGGUUCAGGUGACGAAAUUCCGGUGCGGCAGCUUCGUCCUGGGCCUGGCGAUGAACCACUGCAUGUUCGACGGCCUCGGCGCGAUGGAGUUCGUGAACUCGUGGGGGGAGACGGCCCGCGGCCUGCAGCUGUCGGUGCCGCCAGUCCUCGACCGCACCGUCCUCCGCGCCCGCGACCCCCCGGUCCCGCGGUUCCCCCACCACGAGUUCGCAGAGAUCGAGGACCUCUCCGACACCGCCGCCAUCUUCAACGAGGAGCUCCUCUACCGCAGCUUCCUCUUCGACCCCGAGAAGCUCGACGGCCUCAAACGGAAGUCCGCCAUGAAGUGCACGUCCUUCGAGGCGCUCUCCGGGCUCGUGUGGAGGGCGCGGACGGACGCGCUGCGGCUGCACGGGGAGCAGCGGACGAAGCUGCUCUUUGCGGUCGACGGGCGCGCCAAGUUCGAGCCCCCACUACCCAAGGGAUAUUUUGGGAACGGGAUCGUGCUGACCCAUGCUUUAUGCGCGGCGGGGGAGCUCCUCGAGCGGCCGCUGUCGUACGCGGUCGGGCUGGUGCAGGACGCGGUGAGGCUGGUGACGGACGAGUACAUGAGGUCGGCGGUGGAUUUCUUCGAGGCGACGCGGGCGCGGCCGUCGUUGACUGCCACGCUGCUGCUCACUACUUGGUCUAGGUUGGCAUUCAAUGACGCAGACUUCGGGUGGGGCGAGCCGGUCCAGUCGGGGCCCGUGACGCUCCCGGAGAAGGAGGUGGUCCUCUUCCUCUCCCACGGGAAGGAGAAGCGGAGCAUCAACGUGCUUCUUGGCCUGCCCACUUCUGCCAUGGUGAGGUUCCAAGAGAUAAUAGAGGAGAUAUAAAGUUGAAAUUGUUGCGUUCGCCCGGUGCGCCAUGUCGGUCUGUGCACAAUCUCUGAUUAGCCUUUCAUCUUAUUUCAUACUUCAAUUUUCACCAUUUAGUGACGGUGGAAUAGAAUGAAGGACAAAUCAUAGGCGGUUCACCAGCUGACAUGGUACACUAGGUACGAACAAUAAUUUCUCAAUAUAGAAUAAGGAGGAGAAGGAAACCUUUGUUUUAAUUUGGAGCGUUAUUACAUAAGCUUUGUGUAUGAAAGGUAUUCGUUAUUUUACUGCUGCUGCAGAUACAAUAGAUAAAAUAAUUUGUGUAGUUUUAUUUUAUCAGUGCUUCUCUGUCGGCAACGACGGGGUGAUAUUUAGUGAAAACAGUUAAAAUUUGGAAAUUUCAUGAGGUCGAUUGUAAUUGUAUGCUUAUGAAUUAGAUAUGUGGGCGAUUGAUUGUUCUUUAUUAUAGUAAGGUGUUAAUUUGUUCGCAAAUUGUAAAAGAAAUCAUGUUUAUGAAUGAUAAAUAUGAUGUUAUGUACGA